AUGAAUUGCGAUCGGUCGAGUGUUGGGUGGCGCAUGUCGGUUUCGAGUGACUCGGGGCACAGCCGACGACGCUCGCACAUGUUGCGGAACGUGCAGGCGGCCGCGGGGCGCGCGGCGCGGGGGGGCGGGAGCGCCAGGGACGGCGUCAGGCCACCACACACACACACACCGGCCCAGCGGCACGCACACGCGCGCACCAGCCACACGACGCCCGCGCCCGAAGAGCGUCAUUGCGCCUUAUCG
This is a messenger RNA of Brenthis ino (lesser marbled fritillary), 243 nucleotides long. Lineage: Eukaryota; Metazoa; Arthropoda; Insecta; Lepidoptera; Nymphalidae. The record is from the annotation of a GenBank genome assembly.